AUGAAUUUACACCGCAAAUACAAGAAGGACUUUCCCUGGUACAAUCAGCUCUACUCCAUCUGGGGCUCCCAUCUGUCUUUCUCUGCCAAAACAUCAUCAUCAAAGCCAGGCAUUGAUCAUGGUGGUGCUGUUCAUCCCUCUGCUUCCUCCAGCACUGAUCCUGAUUCUCCCAUGCAACUUGGUUACAUGCCUCUCCCCCAAAAUGCUCAAGCUGGCGGUGUUGCUGGGUCCUCAACUGGAUCUGCUUACGGCUAUCCUCCCCCAAGCGCCCAUGCAGGUGGUGCCGCCAUGGCACCAUCUGCCUCCCCCCAAUUCUUCUACAGUCCCCCUGCUCCUGGAGGCAGUGGUGGUAGCCCCUCGCAAUGGAACUAUGCACCCUCACCCCCAGGUACUCACACCAACAGUUCUGCUGGCUCCCCUGUUUUUUGUUUCCUGCCACUUCCCUCCGGUUCCAUGUCUCACGACGGCACUUACAGUGGCUCAAAAAACCGUCCGUAUGUUUUGGCAUUUUUCACUAUCUAUAAUAUUGUGUGA
Messenger RNA from Suillus subalutaceus, 534 nucleotides. RefSeq lists its product as uncharacterized. NCBI's taxonomy places the organism in Eukaryota, Fungi, Basidiomycota, Agaricomycetes, Boletales, Suillaceae. The record is from RefSeq and is a predicted model, not a curated record. The transcript has 3 exons. The coding region runs from base 1 to 534 and encodes 177 amino acids.